Messenger RNA from Eremothecium sinecaudum, 972 nucleotides. RefSeq names its product Isc10p (gene ISC10). The record is from RefSeq and is a predicted model, not a curated record. The transcript has a single exon. Lineage: Eukaryota; Fungi; Ascomycota; Saccharomycetes; Saccharomycetales; Saccharomycetaceae. Bases 1 to 972 code for a protein of 323 amino acids.
AUGGCUACUAAUGUGGACGAGAAUUACAAUCAGGUUUUAGGGAUUCCCACACCCCGCAAUUUGAAGUUUAAUACUUUAAAUUCGCCAACCAUAAAUCCACUUGGUAAUGUUCCACAACAAAAACCGUACUCUAUUCUUCGCUCUCCAAAUUGUGAGAAACCCGUGAAACCCGUGAAACCCGUGAAACCCGUGAGAUCAGUGCUGCCAAAGAUAGGUAAAGUAGUUUUGGAUGAGAGAACCGAAGAUUUAGUUAGUUAUUUAAGAAAACCGGACCCUUUGGUCACCAGGAAUUACGAUAGGACGUCUACUUCUUUCAUCAUGCAGCCCCCAAAACGCCCGGUUUUACUCCCCCAUGUCAUUCCAGCUAGACCUUACCUGCUACCUGAUCUUACUCCAACUCCCUCUAUAUAUCCAAGAAUUGAUAGAUCUUUGUUUGAAGGAUCAUCUAUGUUAGAAGCCCGUCUAAUAAAAAGCCCAAAGAAGUACGACAGUCAGAAGCUAUUGCCGGAUACUGCUGUUCUUAAUCUAGCCAUUCUAGGUACACCCCAACUUGGAUUUGACAUUGGCCCGUUACGUGAGUCUCAAAACCCAGCUUAUCCUAUUGAUGUUGAAGAAGAUUGUGAGAAGAAAUGUCUAGCAAUUUUAUACUCGGAAUUAACGGGUAGCGAUCUACCACCAUUUAGGAAGGAAUUGGAGUUGAAUGAGAGGGCAGACAUGGUCCGCUGGUAUGACCGUGUAUUGUACAAGAUGUUUGGCGUAGAUAGGUCGGGAUAUUUUGCUUUGAAGGAUGAGAAGAACUGGUAUCGACUACAUCCAUGGUCUUUAUUAGAUCAAGAUACAUGUGACAAGAGCUAUGAUGGUGACGGUAGUUCUGAAAGCGAUCAAGAUGAAACUGAACCAGGUGACGAGGUAUUAGAGGAUUUUAUACAUAGGUGCACUACAACUGCAUCAUUUAAUGGCUAUCUUAGCUAG